Messenger RNA from Notechis scutatus (mainland tiger snake), 2181 nucleotides. The record is from RefSeq and is a predicted model, not a curated record. NCBI's taxonomy places the organism in Eukaryota, Metazoa, Chordata, Lepidosauria, Squamata, Elapidae.
UCACUAAAUGAAUUGUAAGUCAAGGACUACCUGUAUUUUCAUUUAGUUUCACUGAUAGGGUUCCCCAGUUGGGUAAUAAAAGAUCGGCAAGUCAACAACCAAGCUCAGAGAGCACCAAAGACUCCCCCAGGUCAAUUUUGACUUACAUAUAUUUCAUUGUUCUCAGUGGGGAGUUGUGUCACACAAGAAAUACUGAGAAAUACUGAGGGAUUGAUGAGAAAUAUGUGUCUCUGGAUUGUAGGAUCUUAGAGGCGCUUGAGAAUGAUAAGAAAGAAAUGACCUAUAAAAUUGAAGGUUGCAGCAAGUGAAUGGAGACUGAUUAUAAUUUCAUGGAUGAAUCCAGUAACAGUGGAACUGAGAACCAUUUUGAAGGAACAGAUGUGAAGGACAUGAGAAUAGAAGCAGAAGCUGUUGUGAAUGAUGUUUUGUUUGCUGUGAGCAACAUGUUUGUCUCUAAAAAUCUCCCAUGUGUUGAAGAGGUAGCAUACAUCAAUGUGGAAACUAGGGAGAAGAACAGAUAUUGCCUAGAGCUAACAGAAGCAGGACUCAGGGUGGUUGCUUAUGAUUUUGACCAGAUGGAUGACAGUUUACAGAAUCCCUACCAUGAGACUGUCUACUCUUUGUUAGAUUCAGUUAGCCCAGCAUAUCGAGAAGCUUUUGGAAAUGCAUUACUACAAAGACUAGAAGAUUUGAAAAGCGAUGGGCAGUCCUGAUUGAAUUCACAACCAAAAGAGAGUUCCAAAAAAUGUAACUGAGAAUUUUGAGCAGCUUAUGCUGAGAACUUGAAAAGGAAUACUUUGUUUAACUUGCAUUCCUUGCUUUUAACAUUAGUUGCUCUACUAGUUGUAAUGGCACUAUCUAUAACCUUUAUAACUGAAGCUGUUCUCAGUAAACAACUCAAUUUGUUCUCAAAAUUUCAAACAAAGUUAUAGUCUUGGUUAAUUUUCUUUCAAGUGAUUGAAUAAUGUUUGAGUUUUAAUCUGUACUAACUCAAUGCUUAGUUUUAGCAAUGUUGCAGUUGGCAUUAAAUGUUUGUAACAAGAUAAUGCUUGUUCAAAAUUUGCACAAUACAGUCGUGUUUUCCAAGACUAACUUGGAAUUUUAUGAUGAACAGAAAAUUGCCUUGCCAAGCUUAGUAAAAUAGAUUUUCCAUUUACAAUUUUAAGCCCAAUACUGGUGAGCAGUAAAAAGCAGUGUUUAUUGUAUAGGUUGCAAACUUCGAAUACUGAACAGAAGAUGAAUUGUUGGCAUAAUGAAUGUAUUCAUCAAUUGAAAUACAAAUGGUAUAAGCACAAAGAUAAAGAACUAAAAAAGUGCAUUCUUCAUAAAGCCCCAUCUUUCUUACAGUUUUUGUUAAAAUGAAAUGCAUAUUCUAUAAAGGGUUACUUACAGUUUAAAUGUUUACACAAUGUAUAGUAUAUUGGAAAGUAUUUUGCACGCCUUAAUAUAUUCCCAGUUACUAAAUAUUUCUGUUACCUUUUAGUAUUUUAACCAUUGUUUUAAAUUAAUGUACAACACAAUAUUAAUUCAAAACCAAAGAGUCAAGUUGGAUUUGAAUCGAGAGAACAAAUUAGGUACCUAAAUAUGAAAUUUGCUAACAGUGGUGCUGUAGUUUUUUGUUUUUAAUUUUUACUGCUUACAAAAAGGGCCUGUUUUUAAAUGAAAGUUUGUAUAGCAGUCAUAGCAGCACCAGACAUUUUGCUAUAUAAUGAUAACAUUCCUAGUUCUCAGACAGAUGAACUUAUAGUUUGAAGGACUUAAAUAUGUCUUGCGCCUUUGGAUUUAUUUGGGUGAUCGUUUUAUCCUAGGACCUAGCUGAGAAUUUAGUCCAGGAAUUUACACUUUUAACUGUUAUAAUGCUGUAUUUCAUUUUGUACAUUUGUUUAAAAAUAUAAAGUGCACAAACUAUUGAGUAGAUGUAUGAUCACAUUUAGACCUAUGGGAGGAAAUAUACUUUACAUAGCUAACUUCGUACUCCUUUGUGACUAACCUAGCCAUGUUUAUUGUUUACUGAUUUAUGUUAGCAGUUGUACAUUUAAAUAAAGGCACAUACAUGAUCUGUAUAAUGGGUCUUAUCCUAAGAGUUUAGGAUCCUUUCUCACUUUAAAAAAAUAUGGAACUUUUGUUUGUAUUGGUUACAUUUAUCAAUAUUUACUAUAUUAAAAAUUAAAAUUGAUGCAC